This is a messenger RNA of Puccinia triticina, 1620 nucleotides long. RefSeq lists its product as uncharacterized. Bases 1 to 1620 code for a protein of 539 amino acids. Gene Ontology annotation, cellular component: nucleus. Gene Ontology annotation, molecular function: copper ion binding; RNA polymerase II cis-regulatory region sequence-specific DNA binding; DNA-binding transcription factor activity, RNA polymerase II-specific. The transcript is spliced from 6 exons. Gene Ontology annotation, biological process: intracellular iron ion homeostasis; positive regulation of transcription by RNA polymerase II; intracellular copper ion homeostasis. Lineage: Eukaryota; Fungi; Basidiomycota; Pucciniomycetes; Pucciniales; Pucciniaceae. The record is from RefSeq and is a predicted model, not a curated record.
AUGGUCAUCAUCGAGGGUAAGAAAUUUGCCUGUGGCGCAUGCAUCAAAGGACAUCGAUCAAGUAGCUGCUCCCACACCGAUCGGACCUUAGUAGAAAUUGGCAAAAAAGGUAGACCACCCACCCAAUGUGCUCAUUGCAGAGAGUUGAGGAAGACCAGUAGAGUACAUUCGAAGUGUAUGUGUGGUGACAGACCCACUCAGAGCACACGUCGACUGAGAGUAUUACCAAAGGGUACAAGCAGCUUACUUGAACAAGAUGAAGCAGAUACCAUCCAACUCGUCAAUCAGAUCCUCAACCCAUGCACAUGCUCGACCGGCGGUAAAUGCUGUUGUGCAGCCCCGGCACACCCAACGAUUGGUACAAGGGCUAAGAAUCCCAGGAAGAAAAGUGGUUGUAGCAAUACCCCGAGCUCAAAAAACAACCAGACGCAGCCGGUCGUUCCAUCAUCCUCAAUAUCAAGUUGCUGUGAGGGUUCAGCUUCCACCGAGCACAUCAACGUCAACAGUCAAAGCGGUCCCAGUCGUUCAUUACCAUUAACAAUCACCACCACAUUCCACCCUUACACGACCAACAAUACGAUGCCUUUACCAUCAAUCUCUUCUGCCUCUUCAAGCUAUCUAAAUGCGGUCUCCGAACCUGCCUGUAACUCCAGUGUCGUUCAAGAUCCCUCGACUUUUGAGCCUUCAUCUUACAGUACUCAACCAGCUUUAUUUGCUCCUCGAACAGCUGGGACUGCCCUUUGCUUUUGUGGCAUUCAUUGUCCCUGUCCAGGUUGUGUUUUACACGAUCCUUUAGGAUUGAAGUUCCGACCGGGUUCAGAUGUACAAUGCCCUACCAGCAUGAGAAACGCGGAGGGAUGUAUCGCUGGACUCGACUUACCCACCGUCAAUGGCCUCUUGAACCUCUCUCCAAUCUCGGAGAGCUUCUCAAAAACGGGAUCAUUCCCCCAAAACGAACCCGGAAUUCUUCCGCAAUCGUUGCCAACAUCGCAAAUGCAAAUACCGGGUGUCAGCGAGACGUUUGGGAUCCCUUCUACCUCAGCAGGGACCUCCUUGUCUUCGCUAGAGCAGAUCACGGAGGAUGGACGAUACCUUCAAAUUUCUCCACCGAUUUCGACUACCGGAUGUUGUGAUAGUCGCCCCGAGAGCUUUGAGACCAACUUUAAUUUGGUUGGCGGUUCUGCUGUCGGUGUUCAACCCGGCGAUGGCUUUCAAAAUCCACCGAAUUCAAAUCCUCUUUUUGGCGGAUGCUGUAACCGGCAAAGCACAACUCAACCCAUCACUAACCCUGGCAACCGGGUCGGCUGUUGCGGCGGAAGCAGCCGCGCUGGACAGCAAGAGACCCGCGACUCCCAGAGAUCGGUUGGUGGAUGUUGUGGAUCGAAUUCGGUCAUCCCUUCUCAACUAGAUCAAGGUCCCAGAAUGACAGGUAGUAUCGGAAGUUGCCGUUCCGCCCAGUCUGUUCCUCCGGACCGCGAGCAGUCGCAAUUUGUCGGUCGGAAUCGAAAUUUCAGCCAGUCGACAGCCUCUACUGAUUUCAGUCAUCUCGCCAGCGAACCUCUCGAUACCCCGUCUCUUUCGUUCAAUCAAGGCAAUCAUCUCCAAGACCAAAUCAUCUAA